UUAUUCCAGCAAUGAAUCAGCCCUUUGGACUGAGACACUCCCUGAGUUACAUGAGAGGAAACAGAGUUCAGCAGAGGAGGUCUGACAGAGCUCCUCCCUCACUGACUCACUGAGACGAACCAGGAAACAGUUUGUUCUUCUCCCUCACUGCAGAGAGAGAGACGGACUGAAAAACAGACGCUCAGAUUCACCUUCAGACCAAACUAACAACUUCCUCUGAGUUCAGCUACAGGAGAGAAACGUGGAAACUACAACACUGCUGCUUCACCCUGCGGACCCUCCACCCCCUGAAGCUUCACUCAGAGACAGCAUGGCUUCCAGGUUGGAGGAAGAUCUCCGCUGUCCGGUCUGUGAGGACGUCUUUAGAGAUCCUGUCUUCCUGCCCUGCUGCCACAGCUUCUGUAAAGCCUGUCUGCAGACCUGGUGGACGGGGAAAGAAGUAAAGGAGUGUCCAGUCUGUAAGACAGAAUCUUCAAGAAGAAAUCCUCCCUGUAACCUGGCUUUAAAGAACCUGAGUGAGACCUUCUUACAGGAGAGAGAUCAAAACCACAGAUUCAGACCCAUGGAUGAAGCUGUUCAGGAUCUCAGGGAGGAGCUCCAGAAAGCUCUGCAGCCCUUUCAGGAGAAACUGAAGCUCUUUGAAGAAGUUAAAGUGGAGUUUGAUCAAACAGCAGGACACAUGAAGGUCCAGGCUCAACACACAGAGACGCAGAUCAAGGAGCAGUUUAAGAAGCUUCACCAGUUUCUAGAAGAGGAAGAGGAGGCCAGGAUGGCUGCACUGAGGGAGGAAGAUGAGCAGAAGAGGAGGAUGAUGGAGGAGAAGAUGGAGGCUGUGAGCAGAGAGAUAGCAGCUCUUUCACACACAGUCAGAGCCACAGAGAAGGAGCUGAGAGCUGGAGACGUCUCCUUCCUGCUCAACUACAAGGCCGCAGUGGAGAGGCUGCAGCGCCCCCUGCUGGAGGAUCCUCAGCUGCCCUCAGGAGCUCUGAUAGACCAGGCCACACACCUGGGCAACCUCAGCUUCAACAUCUGGAGCAAGAUGAAGGACAUGGUGUCCUACUCUCCUCUCAUCCUGGACCCAAACACUGCUCAUAGAGGACUCGUCCUGUCUGAAGAUCUGACCAGAGUGAGACGAGGAGGAGAGAGACAGAAACUUCCUGAUAAUCCAGAGAGGUUUGAUUAUGAUUUCUCUGUCCUGAGCUCUGAGGGCUUUAACUCAGGGACUCACAGCUGGGAUGUCCAGGUUACAGACAGUACAUUCUGGGCACUGGGUGUGUCAGCAGAGUCUGUCCAGAGGAAGAGAAGCAUGUGGUCUGGAUCAUGGGGAAUAUUAUUCUCUGGAGGUAAAUACUCAGCACGGUCACCAUCAGGUCCAGUCACUCCUCUCAGCCUGAAGAAGGAGCUCCAGAGGCUCAGAGUGAAUCUGGACUGGAACAGAGGAGAGUUGUCGUUCUCUGAUCCUGACACUAACACAGGCAUACACACCUUCACACACACUUUCACUGAGAAGAUGUUUCCAUACUUUAACGCUGUGGGUGAAGUGAAGAUAUUACCGCUGAAGGUGUGUGUGACAGUGGAGCAGAGCAGGUAG
Messenger RNA from Trematomus bernacchii (emerald rockcod), 1591 nucleotides. RefSeq names its product nuclear factor 7, brain-like. The transcript has 3 exons. NCBI's taxonomy places the organism in Eukaryota, Metazoa, Chordata, Actinopteri, Perciformes, Nototheniidae. The coding region runs from base 311 to 1591 and encodes 426 amino acids. Gene Ontology annotation, molecular function: protein binding. The record is from RefSeq and is a predicted model, not a curated record.